AGAGGGGGUUACACAUCACUCGGGUGAGGGAAGCAGAGUAGGAAGAGAGAGGAGGGGAAAGGAAGGACAAAAAAGAAGCAAAGAAGGGGGACACUGCACUGUUUGUUUUCGUUUGUAUUGCUUUGUAUUAGAGAGGGGAAGAGUCUGCCUUUCUCUUUAAAUGAACGGAUAAAUCUUUGUAAACGGCUUCCAUCUUUAUUUGAAGGAAAACAGUGGGCCACGAGGAAGACGCUGGAGUUUGAAGUGAUUUGAGCGUUUGUGGUUUAGUUUACUUUCUAAAGCAAAGGGAGACACGCGGUUUGUAUUCCUGUAAGUGCUUAGCGACGUAGAUUUUGACAAGACCAAGCGAAACAAACAUCCAAGUAACUUUAUAUGACUUUAGAAAUAUUAUUAAGAAGUUGCCAAAUGCCAUUGAGUUCUGCGAGAAGGAAUAAAUAAUAGCUCUAUUAGUGGCCUUUUAAAUCACACUGCUCAGCAAACACGGGGAAGAAACCCCGAUCUUCUGUAUCAGCCGGUUAUUCACAGAAUAUUAGCGGACUAUGGCGGCGGUAACAAGUCCAGAAUCGAGCCAGCAAGCUCGCGUUUACUUCCAGACGCCCCCCGGUUCAACCGAAGAAGCCGAGACCCCGGUCCGCAAGCAAGGACGGGUCACAGUGAAAUACGACCGGAAAGAACUGAGAAAGAGACUUAAUUUGGAAGAGUGGAUUAUUGACCAGCUAACGGAUCUCUAUGACUGUGAGGAGGAGGCGAUUCCUGAGCUAGAGAUUGAUGUGGAUGAACUGUUGGACAUGGAGAAUGAUGUAGACCGUGCUGCAAGGGUCAAGGAACUGCUGGUAGACUGUUAUAAACCUACUGAAGAGUUUGUAGCUGAAUUGCUGGACAGGAUCCGUGGCAUGCAGAAGCUCAGUACUCCUCAGAAGAAAUGAAGCUGCUCCCACCUCCACCUUUCGUCAUCCAAUCUCAUCCCUCCUUUUCCAAUUUUAGGGGCGUGACCUUUCACCCCUGAGCAGGUGCUCAUCCAAUCCCAUUGCCUCUUUUGCAUCCAAUGGGGAGGAGGUGGAGGCAAAAUUAUUGGAGAUUCAAUCAGAUCCUUAUAAGCAGGGCUUAUUUUUCUCAUUUUGUUGGUUUUAUUUGUAUUAUUUUAUUCUAUUUCACUUUUUUUUGUAACGGGGGAAAAAUGUCAUUGUUUUGAAAUGUUUUUAAAUGUAUUUCAUGUUAGUAUACAUUACUGUGCAUAAUAUAUUUAUGCAUAAAAUGGUUUUAUUUUAUGAAUUUGGAUUUUUGUUAGAAGUUUGUUUUAAUUUGGUUUCAAAGCUCCCUGCUCUGUCUCAAUGAACACAUGGACUAAAAACCUUUUGUGAAACUGUGACGAUACUUGGUUUAAAAUGACAUCAGAAGAGUUUAGACAGAAUCUCUUGUGGGGUUUUUUACCCUCGGUUUUUGAUUCUUCUGUUCCUUGAAUAAGUGUGCAGGAACAUUCAUGGACAUUUUAAUUAAAAAAAGGCAAACUAAUAAAGAGAGUGAUUAAAGCUGAUUUAAAGUUGAGGGAGUUACUUUGGAUUUGUGGUAUUAACAGGGAAGGGAGCUGUGUGUAGGAAAAAAAAAAAAAAAAUUGGGUCUUUGAUUCUUGUCUUUAAUUUUCCUGUCUUACACAUACCACAAACACACACACACACACACAAACACACACACAGAAAUUCAUGGGCAUCACCACCCUCAGGGAUCAAGAGAAAUGACCACACAUGCACACAACCACAGCUGUGGCUCUUGGGCCUCACACACAUCCACAGAUGUGCACACUGACUCUUCCAGAGACCGAUAGGGAGGGACUGGAGAGAGGCUAGACAAGCUGCAGUGCGUCACGCUCGCUGCCAAACGUACGUUUAGAAUUAAUCCUCCCACAUGACUCUCCUAAAUCAUCUUUCCCAGGAAGCCAUCUGCUCUUUUAGUCUCAGCCAAUCAAACAUUAUAAUAAGAGGGCUAAUAGUCUCACUCAGUGCUCUUGAAAAUCACCAAUCCAAUUUUUCCAGCAGGUGUUUUAGGAGAGCUUUUCGCCGUAAGCGUACUAACACAUCACUAGCAUCUGUAGAUAUUAAUCAUUCAUUGAUGCUCCUCCUCAUCCCAUCUGAGUUCACUUAUGAAUUACUUCAAGUCAGGUACAAUGACAACUGUCCUGGAUGUUUAACACAUGUAUUCUCUCUUUCUCUGCUCACUCUUUUUUCUUUUCUUUUCUAUGGGCCCCACAUUUUAAUUUUCUGUCUUUAUUUCACCUGCUUCUCAGCAUUUCGUUUUACAUGAGUCGGUCUACCCAUACUUUCAGAUGUUGCCUUAGGUUACAUUUAUGUUGACAACCAAAUUAAUUUAAUCUUGUUUAAGGAACAUACAAGAAAAAUAGCUGCAACAGUGGAAAUCUUUUUGAAGUUUUAGAAUUAAAGGUUCUUGUUUUUUCAAUGAUUCUUUUUCUAGAAAAGGAAGUUAUAUUCCAAGCAAUUUUUAGAUGCAUUAACUAUUGACAUAAAAAGGAAUCAGUGCUGUUGACUCUUUUCUCUCAUUGGACACAUGAGGAUUGAAAAAAUCAAUUAAAUUUAAAGGAGAAACAAUAAAAAUUAAUUCAGGAAAAAUUUAAACAACUGAGUAAGACUUUACUCAAGGUCAUAUCUUUUGGAGAAAAAGGUAUCUUGUAGCAAUACGAAACUGUCUUGUUUUUUUGCCCAAUUUUGUUACACUUUUAUGCAACUUUAAUAAAAAUGUUAAAUUACA
This is a messenger RNA of Cyprinus carpio (common carp), 2760 nucleotides long. Its product is annotated as protein phosphatase 1 regulatory subunit 14B-like. Gene Ontology annotation, cellular component: cytoplasm. Gene Ontology annotation, molecular function: protein serine/threonine phosphatase inhibitor activity. The record is from RefSeq and is a predicted model, not a curated record. Gene Ontology annotation, biological process: innate immune response; regulation of phosphorylation. Lineage: Eukaryota; Metazoa; Chordata; Actinopteri; Cypriniformes; Cyprinidae.